AUGGGAGCGCAGCCACCGUUACCUAAUCCACUCACGUGUGAAUUUUUUAUUCUCAUUUUCAGGCCAAACGUUCUCAGCCACCCAGUCGUCCACGUGACAACGCCGAACGCCAUCAUCGACACUUUCAUCCCGCUGACGACGACGACCCAGGGCCCGCCACCGACGACCGCCCGCUCCUACUCCGCCAGCGCUCCGCCCAGCCGGAGUCGACAGCAGAUCAAUCGUGGAACGGCACCACCGCGGCUACGCCCGACUCUCAAACCCUCCACGGAGAUCGUAUCCAAGGUCCAGGAGUUCGUGGACAUCUAUCGAUUCCCGCCGGUGAGGCCGGCCCCCAUCUACCCGACGCCCCAGGUUGACAAACCCGCCGCCAAGUGUCGCAAGGACGUCUGCCUCCUUCCGGACUGCAGUUGCGGAGGCGCCGACAUUCCAGGGGAAUACCUGCCCGAGGAGAUACCGCAGAUCGUCCUUCUCACCUUCGACGACUCCGUCAACGAUCUCAAUAAGGGACUCUAUGCCGAUCUGUUCGAGAAGGGCCGCAACAAUCCCAACGGCUGUCCCAUCAGUGCCACCUUCUACGUCUCCCACGAGUGGACGGACUACAGUCAGGUGCAGAACCUGUAUGCCAACGGGCAUGAGAUCGCCUCGCACACGGUCUCGCACAGUUUCGGCGAGCAAUUCUCCCAGCGAAAGUGGUCCCGCGAGGUCGCCGGCCAACGAGAGAUUCUCUCCGCUUACGGAGGUGUUAAAUUGGAAGAUGUCAGGGGAAUGAGAGCUCCUUUCCUCUCGGUCGGCGGCAACAACAUGUUCAAAAUGCUGUGGGACACGAACUUCACAUACGACUCGUCGAUGCCCAUCUACGAGAACAGACCACCCAGCUGGCCCUACACCCUCGACUACAAGCUCUUCCACGACUGCAUGAUACCGCCGUGCCCGACGAGGUCGUACCCGGGACUCUGGGAGGUGCCGAUGGUGAUGUGGCAGGACCUGAACGGCGGCAGGUGUUCCAUGGGUGAUGCCUGCAGCAAUCCCCCGACCUCCGACGGUGUCUACAAAAUGCUGAUCAAAAACUUCGAGAGACAUUAUACCACCAACAGAGCUCCGUUCGGUCUGUUUUACCACGCCGCCUGGUUUACUCAGCCACACCAUAAAGAAGGCUUCAUCUCCUUCCUCGACACGAUUGUUGCUAUGGAUGAUGUUUGGGUUAUUACAAACUGGCAAGCACUUCAAUGGGUCAGGAAUCCCACGCCCCUUGCUCUCCUCGACAGAUUCGAGCCUUUUGGAUGUAAUUUCCAGGAUCGACCGAAGAAGUGCAACAACCCGAAAGUAUGCAACCUGUGGCACAAGAGCGGCGUGCGCUACAUGAAGACGUGUCAGGCCUGUCCGGACAUCUAUCCAUGGACCGGUAAGACGGGGAUCCGCAGCAGUCGCAUCGACAACGACAUCGACGGCCACGAAUGAGCGGCGCCGUCUAUCACACUUCUCUCGAGGCUGCGGCCAACGGUAGAGUGAGAGCGAGCGUGCGUGUAAAAAAAGAGAUAAAUAGAGGUAGUGAGGGAGAGAGCAGUGAGAAAGAGAUGUUGACGAGAGCGCGGUGGGAGGGGUGGGGAGGAAGAAAGAAAACACAAAAGCCUUUACCGAAGGUUCGCUAUACGCUAGACGUGUUUUUCGAAUCUGUUGUUCUAUUGAGUGAUGAGUGAGUG
Molecule: messenger RNA, 1703 nt
Organism: Ceratosolen solmsi marchali
Lineage: Eukaryota; Metazoa; Arthropoda; Insecta; Hymenoptera; Agaonidae
Exons: 8
Coding region: 1-1461 (486 amino acids)
Biological process (GO): carbohydrate metabolic process
Molecular function (GO): hydrolase activity, acting on carbon-nitrogen (but not peptide) bonds
Source: RefSeq, a predicted model, not a curated record